Molecule: messenger RNA, 1953 nt
Organism: Ananas comosus (pineapple)
Lineage: Eukaryota; Viridiplantae; Streptophyta; Magnoliopsida; Poales; Bromeliaceae
Product: pentatricopeptide repeat-containing protein At1g74900, mitochondrial-like
Exons: 1
Coding region: 80-778 (232 amino acids)
Molecular function (GO): protein binding
Source: RefSeq, a predicted model, not a curated record
GAAGACCACCUACAACAUCCUCCUCCACGGCCUCUUCCGCGCUGGCCAAACCCGCCAAGCCCUCGACUUCUUCGCCCAGAUGAAGCGGCGAUCCAAAACGGACCCGGUUUGCGCCCCCGACGUGGUCUCCUACACCACCGUGCUCCACGGAUUGGGGCUCAGCGGCCAACUCCGAAGAGCCCGAGAGGUGCUCGACGAAAUGCCGCAACGAGGCGUCCUCCCCAACGUUGCUGCGUACAACGCGCUCAUCCAGGUAAUAUGCAAAAAGGGCACCGUCGACGAUGCCCUCGCGGUGUUCGACGAAAUGCUCAGUAGAGGUUACACCCCGAAUUCGACCACAUAUAAUGUUAUUAUACGGGGGCUCUGCCACGCGGCGGAGUUCGACCGGGCUCUGGGGUUCGUGGACCGGAUGCGGCGCGACAGGUGCGGGCCCAACGUGCAGACGCAUAAUAUUAUCAUGCGGUGCUACUUUGAGGAGGGGGAGAUUGAGAAGGGGCUGGAGAUGUUUGAUAAAAUGGGCGUGAGAGGCGCGUGCUUGCCGAAUUUGGAUACGUAUAAUGUAAUUGUAAGUGCGAUGUUUGUGAGGAAGAGGGGGGAGGACAUGGUGGUGGCUGGGAAAAUGGUGAGGGAGAUGGUGGAGAGAGGGUUUCUGCCGCGGAGGUUUAUGUUUAAUAGGGUGGUUAAUGGGUUGUUGGUUACGGGGAAUCAGGAUUUUGCGAGAGAAUUGUUGCGGUUGCAGGAUAAGUGCGGACGGUUGCGAAGGGAGAUCAAGAUUUGAAUGUGAUUUGGUGUAUUAGGGUGAAGGGUUAUGCAGAGAAAGUACUGUUUGAGUAGAGCUACUUGAAAAUAUCUGAUAAAGUACUUAAUCGAUUGGUAGGGAUGAGCAGUCAGGAGUAUGCGAGCGAGUUGUUUGUGGUUAGAGGAUAGUUGCAAAUGCUUGAGAGGGGAGACGAGGUUACGAAUGCGAUUGGCUUACAAGGAUGGAGAGCUUACGGAAAAGUAUUGUUUGAGUAAAGCUAUCUGAAAGAACGUUAAUAAAUAGGGAUAUAAAUAAUUGUUGGAGCGAUGUUUGUGAGGAAUAGGGGGCAGGACAUGGUGGUGGCCGGGAAAAUGGUGAGGGUGACGGUGGUGGGGGCUUGUUGCUGAGGAGCUUUAUGCUUAAUAAGAUGGUUAAUGGUUCAACAGCGACAGGAAAUCAAGAGUUUGCGAUGGUGUUGUUAUGGUUGCGGGAUAGGUGCAGAUGUUGCAGAGGAAGAUCAAGAUAUGAAUGUGGUAGGUUUAGUAGGGUGGAGAACAUAUUGGGGGUGCAUUGAAAAGAGUACUAUUUGAGUAGAGCUAUUUGAAAAGGCGAUAAUGAAUUAUUUAUUAGAAUCCUGUGAACAGGUUUCUGCAGCGGAAGCUUCGCGAGUAGAGCUUCAGUUUUGAGUAGAAAGCUCAUCCAUCUUCUUACAACAAUAGAAACUCAAUGAUGCUGAAAUUUGGCCAGGUACUCCAGAGUGAGUUAUUGAUGUUGAUGUUGCGGGACAAAAGGGGAUCCCUGCUUAGGGAGAUUAUGAUUUGAUUUGGAAUUAAGAUUAUGGAGCAAGAGCUGUCCUGCUCGAAGAAGCCAUAAUAGAUGCUUUGUUAGGGUCCUCUGAGUAGUCAACUGUAGUAGUUUCAAAUUAAAGUUUCAGUUUUGACUAAAAGUUGAAUCAGCUUCUUGCCGCAGCAAAAGCUUCAAAUGGCUACAUGGUAAAGCUUGGCCAAACAGGUAUUUGACUUCUUUCUUUCUGUUUUGAUCAAUGGAACUAUGAUUGAUUAUUUGUUAUUCGCAAUACGAAUGUAAAUAUAGAAAUAGUGACCUCUUUAAACAUGUACAUAUAUAAACUCCAUAAGAGGCUCUGCAGGAUGCAGAUAAAGCUAGAAUAAGCCUAUGCUUGCAAAAUUUCUGUGUUUUUUUUUUUUUUGAGAGAU